This is a messenger RNA of Chrysochloris asiatica (Cape golden mole), 2893 nucleotides long. It is a transcript of the gene FAM193B, whose product is annotated as family with sequence similarity 193, member B. The transcript has 9 exons. NCBI's taxonomy places the organism in Eukaryota, Metazoa, Chordata, Mammalia, Afrosoricida, Chrysochloridae. Gene Ontology annotation, cellular component: nucleus; cytoplasm. The record is from RefSeq and is a predicted model, not a curated record. The coding region runs from base 71 to 2515 and encodes 814 amino acids.
GGGAGAGGCAACGGCGGCGGCGGCGGCGGCGGCAGCGGGAGUGGAACGAGUAAGCGGCGCUAGCAGCAGCAUGACUCGGAGGCGGAGCAGGCCGAGCGGCGGCGCGGGCCGGCGCGAGCGGGCGCGGGCCCCGGGGCCACAGAAGCCCCAGGCGCUCGAGCCCCCGCCGCCGCCAAGCCUGGAAGCGGGAGCGGGUGCCGGGCCCCCGGAGAUGCUGGCGGAGCCCGACCGCGACUGCCCCAGGGAAGAAGAUGAGCCUAAAUUGAUCCCCGGCCCGCAGGUGUCCCCCACAUCCAGCCAGUCUGUGCAGACUUGCUGCCUACUGUGUCACCGGGAACGCAAAGGCUGGGAAGAAGGCCCUUCUCAAAAUGGACUGGUGUUGCAGGGUGAGAAGCUGCCCCCUGACUUCAUGCCAAAGCUCGUCAAGAACCUCCUAGGCGAGAUGCCUCUGUGGGUCUGCCAGAGUUGCCGAAAGAGCAUGGAGGAAGAUGAGAGGCAGACAGGUCGAGAACACGCAGUGGCGAUCUCCUUGUCACACACAUCCUGCAAAUCACAGUCUUGUGGGGGUGACUCUCAUUCCUCUUCGUCCUCCUCUUCAUCAUCCUCAUCUUCGUCUUCCUCCUGCCACGGGAACUCAGGGGACUGGGACCCCAGCUCAUUCCUGUCAGCACAUAAGCUCUCGGGCCUUUGGAACUCCCCACACUCCAGUGGUGCAAUGCCAUGCAGCUCACUCGGGAGUCCUCCUGCCAUCCCUGGUGAGACUUUCCCUAUCACGGAGCACCACCGACACUCAGACCUCACUGCCCCUCCUAACAGCCCCACUGGCCACCACCCCCAGCCAGCUCUGAUCCCAUCGCACCCUGGAUCCUUUGGCUCACCACCCCACCCUCACCUACUACCCACCACCCCAGCAGCACCUUUCCCUGCUCAGGCUUUUGAGUGCCCUGUUGCCACUGCCGCUGCCCCUCAUACCCCAGGGGCAUGUCCAAGCCCCCACCUGUCCUCUACCAGCAUGCCGCUCCUAAAGAUGCCCCCACCGUUCCCGGGGUGCAGCCACCCCUGUAGCGGGCACUGCAGCGGGCCUCUCCUCCCACCACCGAGCUCUCAGCAGCUCCCCAGCUCUCACAGAGACCCCAGCUGCAAAGGGCACAAGUUUACACACAGUGGCCUGGCGUGUCAGCUGCCCCAGCCCUGCGAGGCAGAUGAGGGUCUGGGCGAGGAAGAGGAUAGCAGCUCAGAGCGUAGCUCCUGCACCUCGUCCUCCACCCAUCAGAGAGAUGGGAAGUUCUGUGACUGCUGCUACUGUGAGUUCUUCGGCCACAAUGCGGAGAAGGAGAAGGCCCAGUUGGCAGCAGAAGCCCUGAAGCAGACACAUCACAGUGUUUCUGGAAGCCGGGAGCCAAGGCCUGCCAGAGAGAGGCUCUUGGAGUGGCCUGACCGGGAGCUGGACCGAGUCAACAGCUUCCUGAGUAGUCGUCUGCAGGAGAUCAAGAAUACUGUCAAGGACUCCCUCCGGGCCAGCUUCAGUGUGUGUGAGCUCAGCAUGGACAGCAGUGGCUAUGCCAAGGACGGGGCUGCUGAACCUGAUCCCCAGAGUCGGCCCCCAUCAAACUUCAAUGGCUCCUCUGAGCAGCGGCCUGACAUCAAUCUUGACCUGUCCCCUUUGACUUUGGGCUCCCCUCAGAACCACACAUUACAAGCUCCAGGCGAGCCAGCCCCACCAUGGGCAGAAAUGAGAGGUCCCCACCCACCAUGGACAGAGGUGAGGGGCCCCCCUCCUGGUAUUGUACCAGAGAAUGGCUUAGUGAGAAGGCUCAACACCGUGCCCAACCUCUCCCGGGUGAUCUGGGUCAAAACACCCAAGCCAGGCAACCCCAGCUCUGAGGACCCAAGCGCAAAGGAAGUCUCUGGUUGCAAGCAGGAGCUGCCUGAAUCUGUGGCCUCAGGUGGAAAGCUUCGGAAGGGCAAGAGACAGGGCAGUCAGGCCAAGAAAAGUGAGGCAAGCCCAGGUCCCAGACCUCUAGCCAGCCUAGAGGCUCCCAGUGCCAAGGGUCAGACUAUUGGCUCCAAGCAGCCAGGCAAAGCCCCAGAUCCUUCCAAAAUAGGCAGCUAUGCUGAGGCUGGAGAGGGGAGCCGGCCAGGCCUGGGCUGGACUGGCAGCCCCAAAACUGAGAAGGAGAAGGGCAGCUCCUGGCGAAACUGGCCCAGCGAAGCCAAGACUCGGCCCCCAGAGCAGGAAUCUGUGCAGCCCCCAGGCCCAGCAAGGCCACAGAGCUUGCCACAGGGCAAGGGUCGCAGCCGCCGGAGUCGUAACAAGCAGGAGAAGUCGGCCUCAUCCUUGGACGAUGUAUUCCUGCCCAAGGACACGGAUGGAGUGGAGAUGGAUGAGACGGACCGGGAGGUGGAGUACUUCAAGAGGUUCUGUUUGGAUUCUGCAAAACAAACACGACAGAAAGUUGCCGUGAACUGGACCAACUUCAGCCUCAAGAAAACCACUUCCAGCACAGCUCAGUAAGCCCCUGCCAGAUCAGACUCCUUCAGAGUGUUCUGUGACCCUGACUGCCAGCUGAAGGUCUACAGUUUCUCCCUCCCCAUACCCCAUCCACAUGCCCAAGACUUCCUGCUCCCCACCAUCCUGGACCAACCAGAAGCUGAAUGGAUGCUGGGCUGUGCUGGGGCCCCUCCGGACCUCUGCAGAGCCACUCCCUGGUGCUACGCAGCCUCCACAUUCAAAGCCUGGGGCCAGGCUAGCCUUUGGGCUGGGGACUGAUGGUACUGCUGGCCCAACACUGCUCUCUUUGUGUUUGGUUUUUUGUUUUUGUUUUUCAAUUCUUUACUUUUGAUACUGUGAAGAUCUUUCAUGCUGAAAGAUAAAGCAACAUUUGGACACAGA